AUGUCCCUUAUAAAAAAUGAUAUUUUAGGCCCAAGCCUUAUAAACCUAGCCCGGUUAUCCACGCUAAACCCGCCGAUAGCCAACCCCCAAAUUCAAGUACACAUUAACACAUUCAUCUCCGGCCACCGCCACCGGCAACUCUUACACUCUCUUAAACCUCACACUGCUUCUUUCUCAUCUCCCGACGCCGGACGACAAAGUUUUCCGAAAUGAUGUUUUCCAGAGGCGCAAAACAGUCUAUUGAGAUUCUUUGCAGGCGAUUGAACUCCCCUAUACAUUCCCGCUAUGGUUACUCUACACAAACAUGUAGAGAAAACUUCGUUUCUAAACCAAAUUAUAUCAUCAAUCAUUGUGCACUUGUGAGAAAAUAUUCAAGUGAAGCUUCUUCGCCUUCAGAUCAUAUGAGCCUUAUAAAGAAACUAAGAGAAAGAACCAGUGCUCCUAUCAAAGAAGUCAAGUCUGCUCUUAUUGAUUGCAACUGGGAUUUGGAUGCUGCUCAAAAGGAACUGAGAAAAAGGGGAAUUGUUCUUGCAUCAAAGAAAUCAUCUCGCACUGCAGCUGAGGGUUUGCUUGCUCUUGCACAGAAUGAUACAAAGGCUGCUGUUAUUGAACUUAAUUGUGAAACUGAUUUUGUUGCAAGAAAUGAAAUAUUUCAGUGCUUGGCCUUAUCUUUGGCCAAGUUGGCAUUAUCUGCUGAAAGUUCAGGACAAGUAUCUGGUGCCUUCCCUGUUGGACUCGAGAGUUUAGAGCAGAUGGAAUUCUACCGAGUUUUGCUCUUUAGAUGAAACAUAGAAUCUUAAAGGGAAUCAACUAAUCCCAAGCAAAUGGUCCGUCGUUGACGAUAUAUCCCGCCAAUUCUAUUCUCUCCCGUAACAUGCAGACCAUAAACCUGCCAUCUCUUACAAAGUCAGAUUCCCAACAUCGAUCUGUUGAAUUCCACGACACAAUUUCCUUUGGUUCAAUGUUAUAUUGCAUAUAGCGAUUUCGUGUUUUUAUAAUAUUUUUCCAUACCCCGGUGUUGGAUCACAUAGAGGAUUCAUCCGCUUUCAAGCGCCACAUCUAUUUGGCUAACAAAGAAAUAUUCGUAGCUUUAAUGGACCCAAGCCCAAUGCCUCCAACCUUCUUUGGUGCUAUAAUCUUAUCCCAUUUGACCCAAUAAAUACUUUUUUUGUUAUGCUCUCUACACCAAAUGAAUUUCCUCCUAAUUUUCUCAAGUGUGUCAAGAACGCCAUUUGGGAUUACAAAUAUAGACAUCAAACUAUUAUCCGCCAUAAAAACGAAUGUGUUAAUUAGUAUCAUAAAUUCUUAUUAUUAGUUUCAAAAAUAUAUUAUCUUUUCAUUUUACUUAUCUUCUUGAGGUACCAAAUUUUAGCAGUAGAAAAGUUGGGUUUCUUCUUUGGGUUUUUUCUUGAAUUUAAUAACUACCAACAUUUCCUUAAUUUACAACUUUUUUCCAAAUACACGGUGUGUUUCAGAUUUAACCAUCAACAUCUCAAGACAAAAUUUCUGGAACAUAAUCCAAAACUCGAUAAAUAAAGAAAGUAAACUUUUAUGCUCAAGAGUGAAACAUGUUAAUAAAAAUCAACAAAUAUACAAAAUAGUUAUAAAUUUUUUUAUACAAGAUCUAUACAAAAUGCAACAUGGAUUUAUAUACAAAACAAUAUGGCCCAUCAACAAUGACAAAAUGUAGCAUAUGAUAUGAAAUUAUAAUCAUCUUUCUCAACUUCAAUCACCCAAGUUUUAUUCAAGUACAAAAAAUAUAAUCAUCUAUUGUGAUUAUUAAUAAUAAAAUACAAAAAAUAAAUUUGGAUUAACAUCAGAAUCCCUUUUGUUGAUAAAUGAAGAGUUUUUUCAAGUUUUAUUCAAAAAGCCAAAAAAAAUAAAAUAAUUUUUUAAAACAUUAAAAAUUUAUCAAAGCAACCAUACACAACACGAUUAAACAACUAAACCAAUAACCUAACCAUUAAAUCAGCAAACAACCAUAAUCAUUGUUAGAAUGAUAUUUACAGUGAGCAGAAAUAUAAUACAUUUUUGUUAAAGAUCUAUAAAAAUACUACAUAGGUCAGAAAUGUGUACAAUACCCUCAAGUAAUAAUGAUAAUAAAGGAAUCUUGUUGACUCCUAUAGCAUAGAACAUUUAAUCGAUGAUAAUGGGCAAAUAGGUAAUUGUAUCUUUAGAGGUAAAUAUUAAAUAAUAAAUACCACCCUUAAUCUAGAUAUAGCUAUAAACGAGUGUUUCUUUUACUAUUUAUUGCAUAAAGAACAACUUAAUACAGAAAAGUUACAGUUACAAAGUUUUUCACAAUUAGGGCUAUUAAGCUAUAUAUAGUUAGAGUCUCAAAUUUUCUGUAGGAUUUGAAGAUCAAUAUUAAUCAUCCAAAAUUAAACGGAGAAACAACAGUCCAAAAUGCAAUUAAAGAAGUCGCUGCAAUGAUGGGUGAAAACGUAAAACUGAGAAGGGGUUUCACAAUGUCCAUGUCAGCACAUGGUGUAAUGUCUACAUAUCUCCACACAUGCCCACAACCUGGGUUGGGACGAAUUGCGGGAAUUUUGUCACUUGAAGUUGAAGAUGAAAAAGUUUGUUUAGAUAGUGUGCAACGUGUAGGUGCUGAGCUGGCUAUGCAUGUGGUGGCAUCAAAGCCUUUAGUUUUAACAAAAGAACUUGUUUCUAAUGAUGUUGUUGAAAAUGAACGUGAGAUUCUCAAGUCACAGGCGGAAAGUUCUGGAAGGCCUCAGGCAGCGAUAGAGAAGAUGGUUGAAGGGAGAUUAAGGAAAUAUUUUGAGGAAGUUGUUUUAAUGGAGCAAAAAUUCAUUGUGAAUGACACGAUUAACGUGAAGACGCUAUUAAGUGAUCUAUCAAAGGAAGUCGGCUCCCCUGUGAAAAUUGGAAACUUUCUAAGAAUGGAAGUUGGAGAAGGACUUCAAAGAGCUGAUGCACCCGAAGCUUUAGCUCAAGCUGCAUGAUGAUGACGUGGCGUCUCGUUUAAUCUUUAUUCUCUUAUCUGUUAUGCUAACGUGCAGCUACAAUUCGCACGGAUUUUUGCUUCUAGAAACUGAGAAUUUAUAUAAUUUUUCAAAGUCUUUAAUGUAUGAAUACCGAUAAAACCUUAAACUUGAAAUUUUGUUAGGAAUUAAAUUAUAAUAUUCCGAAUAACACUCUGCCA
Molecule: messenger RNA, 3163 nt
Organism: Lactuca saligna
Lineage: Eukaryota; Viridiplantae; Streptophyta; Magnoliopsida; Asterales; Asteraceae
Source: the annotation of a GenBank genome assembly